UUAACAGACUAGAAGACAAUGCCAUUAUCCAGGGCUGGCUGUGUUUUGGGAGUUGGAAAUCUUGUUAAAUGUGGCCAGGCCAAGGUGGGAAAACAUAAAUUGAGAGAGCCAGACAGUAUCUUUAGCAUAGAACGCUGUCCUUUCCAUCCUAACCCUGCUCAAGACUGACCUUCUCCUUCCUGGCUAGGUAUCACCUUCACGAAUGUUCUUCUGUCAAAAUUUUACUCUUACUCAUUUACCUCUGCCUCACACUCCAGAAACUGACAGGGGCAGCGGCACAGGCUUCUCUCCCAUAAAUGACUCUUCACACCUCUUGUCAUCUAAAUUCUAUGCUGUUAUUGUUGCCUCUAUUAAUCUUCUUAUCUUAUGAAGGAAACAUCAUAGAAGGGCUGGACAUUUUCCUUAAUCUCUACCCUUAAACCUCCCUUCAGACAGGUCCAGUCCUCCUGCCUUCUUUCUUGUACUCUUUUCACCUGAUCUUUAACCACUUCCCUCUGACACACAGGCAAAAAUGUUCUCCACUUGGACCAAUCUUUCUCAGCUCUAGACAUCAACAUUACUUUGUAUCAUUUACUUUCAACCUCCACAACCCUUCCCUGCUCACUGCAAGCUGUUUUCCCUCUAGACCUGCUCUUUCUGUGAGGUUAUGUCCAAACAUUAUUGUUCAUACCAUAGCUCUGUAGAUAACACAACUCAUUCUCUCCUUCCCAUUCCACAGAGUGAGCUGCUGUAUAUCUGGUCAUCUCUCUGAAGAACUCUCUGAUCACAGCAUCUGAUUAUGUACAACACCUUGGUGUAAUUUCUCUUCUCUGAUCAUGUUGCUGACUUGGUCAUGUAGGUUUCUGUUUUAGAACAUCGGGAGGAUCUGAUCAUUAUUAUCUACUCAAGUACCUGUUUAGUCCCUUUGACUGAGUUACUGCAACAUGCUUGUGGGAGGUCUUCAGAUUCCAAACCCCUGCAACUGAUUCAGAAUGCAGCUGCAUCACCCAACUUCUCCCUGACUGCUCUUCCCACUGCAUCUCUCUUUUCUUCUUUAACUUUUUGCAGCUGUACCUAGCUCUCACACUAAUCCUCUAUAACGGGAGUUUUAUCUUCAUUGUAUUUUUAAACCCUGUCCAAUUUGUACUAAAGUGAGGAUAUGGUUUUUCAUCCACUUAUGCUGUAUUUGUUAGUAGAUUAGCUGCCUUUCCCAGCAUGGAUAAUUGCAUAGCUGAAGAUAUUUCCUUAGAUAUCAGAAAGUAAGUUCUGACUUGUGAGGAUAUUAGAUUGAAAGUAUACAAACUGACCCUAUAUUGCAACACAGUAUGAAACAACUGUGUAAAAGUAAUUUUGGUUUAUUCUUUAUGUCUUUCAGGUAUUUUGAUGUUUUGCCUGCAUUUUUGGAUCACAUACCUGGAUCACAAUGGAAUUUGGACCAUCAAAGAAUUUUACCCACACUGAUUUCUAUCUAAUUGGAUUUACCUCUCUAAAAGAAUACCGAAGACUCCUUUUCAUUCCAUUUAGCAUAAUGUUCAUCUUUGCAGUCACCACUAAUAUCGCCCUUGUGUUUGUCAUUACACGACAGAGGACACUUCAUUCUCCAAUGUAUGUGCUGAUUUGUUUCAUAGCAUGCGUGGAUAUAUGUGUGCCAUGCUGUGUUGUCCCACGAUUGUUAUUUAGUUUAGCAUCAGGGAUCAAUGUUUGGCCUCGAGAAUUAUGUCUGAUCCAGAUGUUUAUUGUUCACUAUGCCUGCAGUUUUCAGUCCACAAUCUUGUUUGGCAUGGCUGUAGAUCGCUACUUUGCUAUAUGUAUGCCACUACGGUACAACGAUUUCAUGAGUUUCACUAAUUGUAUGAUCGCUACAGGUAUAAUUAUAAUUCGUAAUACAUUCAUUAUAACAGCCAUGGUUGCUUUAGUUGGAACACUUAGAUUCUGUUCCUCUAAUGUUCUUUAUCACGUUCAUUGUGAACAUCAGCUGGUGGUCACCUUGGCAAACCCUUGUGAAGACACCACAAAGAACUAUUUAGCUGGUCUGAUCAGUUUCUGUGUGCCAACUAUUGACUGCAUUGGCAUUGCAUUUUCCUACAUUACCAUAUUUUUUGUGAUUUUCCGAUCAGCUGCAGGAGAUUCACGCAGCAAAGCCAUCUCCACUUGUACCACCCACUUGAUAGUUAUCUGUAUUACCUACUUCACCUCCAUGGUGGCCUUCUUGGCCUACAGAAUCCAGUCAGGACUUACAUCUGACCUACGUAUCCUUAUCAGUCUCGGAUAUCUACUUGUCCCUGGUAUCUGCAACCCAGUAAUCUAUGGUAUCAGAACUAAAGAAAUACGGGAACAGUUUAUUAAACUUCUUAGACUAAACAAGGUUGAUGCGUUCUGAUCACCAUCACAACAAUGUCUAGAUAUCCUUAUAUUGAAAAAAAUGUGUAUCAUGGAUAGAGUGACAGUUUUAAAGACCUGGGAAAUCAAGAAAUAUAUUGGCAAUCAGUAGCUAAAUAAUUACACAUUGCAAUGAAGGCCAUCAUACAAUGAGUGGAACAGAAUUAUAGAGCAACAUUAUUAAAUUAAUUGUAAUAAUUUCUUUUGCAUCCAGUGGUGAAACUAUUUUAUAUCUGUGACCGAUAGCUUACUUAAAUAAUUUUGGGAUUUGUGUAAAAAAAUUAUGGAUGAUUAAAAACUA
This is a messenger RNA of Pangasianodon hypophthalmus (striped catfish), 2659 nucleotides long. Its product is annotated as olfactory receptor 52P1-like. Gene Ontology annotation, molecular function: olfactory receptor activity; G protein-coupled receptor activity. Gene Ontology annotation, biological process: G protein-coupled receptor signaling pathway. Bases 1403 to 2359 code for a protein of 318 amino acids. Gene Ontology annotation, cellular component: membrane. NCBI's taxonomy places the organism in Eukaryota, Metazoa, Chordata, Actinopteri, Siluriformes, Pangasiidae. The transcript has a single exon. The record is from RefSeq and is a predicted model, not a curated record.